This is a messenger RNA of Pararge aegeria (speckled wood butterfly), 13575 nucleotides long. RefSeq names its product dynein beta chain, ciliary (gene Dhc93AB). Gene Ontology annotation, cellular component: dynein complex. Lineage: Eukaryota; Metazoa; Arthropoda; Insecta; Lepidoptera; Nymphalidae. Gene Ontology annotation, molecular function: dynein intermediate chain binding; ATP binding; dynein light intermediate chain binding. The record is from RefSeq and is a predicted model, not a curated record. Bases 1 to 13464 code for a protein of 4487 amino acids. Gene Ontology annotation, biological process: microtubule-based movement. The transcript has 66 exons.
AUGGAUCAGCCGGGUCCAUCCUCAUCCAAUCAGGACCCGCGAUGCGAUUUUAUUGGAUCCUACGUUGUCAAGUCUUUAAAACUGAAACCUGAGAAAUGGAUGCGUGUGUUGAGUAUAGAGGAGCACAGAACCACGUUAAAGGAAUUCUUAGACAAACCUUAUCCCAUUCUUUUGGUGAUAGUUUUGACACAUGCCGCUCAGCUUGUCCCAGUUGUAUCCUUUCCUUGUUACCUGAAAAAUAAAGCAGUUUAUUUCGUUAAAAAGAAACCGGACGUAGUUCCUAAAGAGAAAUGCGCUGAGAUGGUAAUUUUUGGAGACCUCGCUCCAAGAUUGAUAGACGAGCUGGCAUCUUUGGUAGAUGAAGUGUUCGUUCCUCUUCUAUCGAAUCCACUGAACCAUGAAGGAUGGCCACUUGUCGUCUCUCAAGAUAUCCUCAAGCAAAUACAUAAUCUCAAAAGCACGGUUUAUGAGGUUAAAGGUAAAGUGAAUGGCCAAACGGUGCUGCCAAUGCCAGUUGGCGUCGAACUAGUGUAUGAAGCGGAAAAAGGGCUCUUACGAGGGGAAGAAGUAGACUUAUACUUAAAGAGUGCCAUUGAAGGAGUUGUUAUAAAAUGGGCUCAGCAAAUCAAUGAUGUCAUGAUGGAAGAUUCAGCACUUGCAUUUGAAAAUGGACAAAAUCCUUUGCCGAGUGUGGAACUCGCCUUUUGGAAGUCACGUCUGAGUAAUCUCAACUACAUUUACGAUCAGCUACGCACGGAUCGCGUUCGAUGCAUGGCCGUUAUAUUGGAAAAAACUACCUCCGCCUACUACCCUUGUUUCAGUCGGUUGUUUAAAAAUAUUGUGUCAGCAUUGGCGGAAGCGCGAGAAAUCGAUUUAUACCUAAGGACCUUGGAGAAACAUUUUCAGGGACUUGAAGAUACUGAUUUUACUGAGUGUCAACCAUUAUUUCGCCCACUCUUUCAUGUUAUAUGUCUGGUGUGGCGCGAUUCCAAAUACUACUGUAGCUCGUCAAAGCUCAUGGUUUUGAUAAAGCAGAUCUGUAAUUUACUUGUCUAUCAGGCCAAGAAAUGCCUUGACCCGAGUACCCUGUUUCACAGUGACAUAGAUGAAGCAAGGCAACGAAUUCAGUUGACGAUUGACAUAUUGAAAAGCUUCCGAAACACAUUUGACUAUUUUAAAGAAAAUUUGCCCAAAUAUUUUAUUGAUCGCGCAGUAAUUCCGUGGACAUUUCAUCCGAAUGUAGUUUUCGAAAGGAUGAAUAAAUUUUUAGGGAGACUGAAUACCAUUCAGUGGUUUUUCAAAACAGUUUUAGAGUUUCAAAAACUAGAAAAGAUCGAAAUUGGUGGAAUGAAAGGACGUGUACUAGGUGGACAGAUCAGAGAUAUUUCAGCUGAAUUCGACGCAUACUUUCAUAGUUUUGCUUCGAAAUCUUAUGAUGUCUUAGAUCCCGAUGAUGAAACUUUUAACGAGGACUUCAAAGCAUUCCAGGAAAAUAUAAUUGAUUUGGAUCUUAAACUGUCCACAGUCCUAGUUGAAUCGUUUGAUAACUGUUCUACUUUAGAAGGAAUAUUUAAGUUGAUCGAUAUUGUGGGCUCCGUGUUAGAUCGACCACUCAUUAAAAACGAAUUUACAGCCAAAUACGUCGAAAUAAUCGUUAUGCUCGACGAAGAAAUAGGUAUCUGCGAAGAACUUUUUAGAGAACAAUGCAAACGUCAAGAGAAAUAUGGUCACAUGGAAAUAGACGCAUUCUUCCCACCUAUAGCGGGAGGAAUUUUAUAUAUGACGACAUUAGCUGCUAGAGUCACUAAACCAGUAUCUUGCUUUAGAAAUUUACAACACCCGAUCAAAGAUUGCGAGGAUGCGAAUAAAUUAUUUACGAGAUACGAGAAACUCAUGGAUGACAUUAAUGAGUUUAAGAAGAAAUUUUUUCAUGAAUGGGCUGUAACAAUUCCAAAGAUUAUCGAGGAAAAAUCAAACAAUGCAAUCCUAGCGCGACAAGGCUCAGAUCUCGUGUUAAACUUCAGUCCAGCGCUUUUUGAACUAAUGAAAGAAGUUCAUCAUCUACGAGUUAAUCCUGAACUAAAAAAGGAAUUGCCUAGUGAAAGUUUGGAGUUAUUUGGGAAACAAGAAAUAUUCAGACAGUAUCGUAUUAAUCUUACCAUAACGAUCGACUGGUAUAACCAGAUACGCAAAAAUAGCCAAAAGGUGGAAUUUGAUCUAGUCGAAGAUGAAAUAAAAGCGAUAGAUCAAAGGAUUGAAAUGGGACAAAAUGAACUAAACUGGAAUUCAAAAGAUCUUUGGGAUUAUUUGCAAGAGUUGCAUAAACUGGUCGGUAACUUGUAUGAGCGUAUGUCAAGAAUACAAGACAAUUUGAAAGAGAUAAAAGCUAUAAUGAAACCUUGGACGUCACAGCCAUUGUUCGAAAGAAAAGAGGAGAAAAAGGACACAUUGCUUAAUUUAGAUGACUGGCCAGAAAGGACGAACAAACGCUAUACUGAAAUUAAAGAAACGGCUGAUCGAAUAAUGGUGCUUCUUCAAGAAAACAUGGAACUAUUUAAUAUGCAAGAUAAUCAGGACAGUGAUAUUUGGCUGUCGUAUGUUGCAUUUAUAGAUAGCUUAAUUGAAGAAACUUUAUUUAAGUCGAUAGCUUGCAGUUUAGGUUAUGUCUCCGAACACAUGAACCCUAAGAAUAAACUAGCUCCACUGUUUGAAGCCCAGUUAGAGCUUUUAGAACCUGAUAUGGUUUUCUGUCCUAGCUUAGACCCUAACGAAGAAAAAGGAUUUACAGCUAUGAUUAAUAAUUUGAUUAAUGAUAUUCUAAAAAUGUCAACAUUCGUUAAAAGAGUUGAUCCAAAGAAAGAGGAAUCCUACAAUGAUCAGAUUAUAAGCCACAGUGACAUCAUUGAGAUGAAGGAUGAAAUUCUAAGUGGGAUUGAAAGAGUGAUAGAAGAAGCAAAUGAGUUUUGUAAAACGUUCGAGACCUAUUGUUAUUUAUGGCUUGAGGAGCGCGAUGCUAUCAUGGAAAUAUUUCUGACAUAUGGUAGAAUAUUAUCUCCUGAUGAAAUAGAUCGGAUUGGUUCUGAAGAUAAAGAAGUUGUUCCACCAACUCCUUGUGCACCUAAAAUGGAGGCUUUCAGAGAACAAAUAGACCAUUACGAAAAUCUAUUUAUGGAUAUAGAAGACAUGGAUUCUUAUAAAGUGUUUAAUUCCUGGUUUCAGGUAGACAUAAGACCAUUCCGACAAGCCCUUCUAAACACUGUGAGAAAAUGGGGUAACAUGUACAAGGAGCAUUUAGUAGAUAAUGUUACAUCUAGCCUCAGUGAUUUGGGGAGUUUUAUACGAAAAGCUGACGAAGGUCUUCUACAGCCGGUACCCGAGGGUAGUUACGAGGCUCUGGUAUCAGUAAUGGGUUAUCUAAUGAACGUUAAAGAUCGAGCUGUUACAACUGACGAUAUGUUUCAGCCUCUUACUGAGACAAUUGAACUGCUCAAGUUUUAUGACAUGGAUAUACCUGAAGAAGUGAACGUGCUGUUACAAGAAUUGCCGGAACAAUGGCAGGCAACUAAAAAGUUAGCGUUUACUGUGAAGCAACAAGUUGCACCUCUACAAGCUGCUGAAGUUGCUGGUAUUAGAAAGAAAAUAACUACAUUUGAUUCACACGUUACUUAUUACAGAGACGUCUUUAAAAAAUACGAUUUUUUUAAAUAUGAAUGCGACGAACCCUAUGCGGUUAUGUCAAGAGUAGAUAAGGAAAUGCUCAACCUGGAAGACGAAAUGAAAGGCAUACAAGAAUCAGGUUCACUUUUUGAAGUUAAUGUUCCAGAAUUUAAGUUGUUGAAGCAAUGUAGGAAAGAGUUGAGAAUGUUAAAGCAACUCUGGGACUACGUAUAUAUUGUGAGAACAAGUAUAGAAGACUGGAAAACGACCCCCUGGCGUAAAAUUGAUGUAGAAAAUAUGGACAUUGAAUGCAAGAAGUUUGCUAAAGAGAUAAGAUUACUUGAUAAAGAAAUGAGAAGUUGGGAUACGUAUAUUACCUUAGAAGCAACAGUGAAAAAUAUGUUGACCUCUCUUAGAGCAGUCGCGGAAUUACAAAACCCCGCAAUUAGAGAAAGACAUUGGGAUCAACUAAUGAGGACAACUAAGAGCUUAGCCGCAUUACCACCUGAACUCACUGUGCGAAUAGUCAUGGAUACAAACACAACAUUAGCAGACUUAUUAGCCUUAAAUCUGCAUGAAUUUGAGGAAGAAGUAAAAAACAUUGUUGAUAAAGCAGUAAAAGAAAUGUCAAUGGAGAAAAUAUUGAAAGAUUUAAACACAACAUGGAGUGGAAUGGAAUUCGAACAAGAAAUGCACACAAGAACUGGUUGUGUUUUAUUAAGAGCCAGCGAAGAACUCAUUGAAACUCUUGAAGAGAACCAGGUGCAACUUCAAAAUUUAAUUACAUCAAAAUUUAUUGCACAUUUUCUCGAAGAAGUGUCCAGCUGGCAGCAAAAACUUUCAGUAGCAGAUCAAGUAAUCACAGUGUGGUUUGAGGUGCAAAGGACUUGGACACAUCUCGAAAGUAUAUUUAUGAGUUCUGAGGAUAUAAGAAAGCAAUUACCUGAUGAUUCCGCAAGAUUUGAUAGGAUCGAUGCCGAAUUUAAAAUUUUAUCAAAAGAUAUGUCAAAAACUCCAAAUGUUGUUGAAGGUACUAACAAAGAAGGGCUAGUAGCGAUUCUAGAUAGUUUACAAAAGGAUCUCGUUAUAUGUGAAAAAGCUUUAGCAGAAUAUCUAGAAACUAAAAGAUUAGCAUUUCCACGAUUUUAUUUUGUGUCUUCCGCUGAUCUUUUAGAUAUUUUGUCUAAUGGAAAUCAAGCUGAACUUGUUAUAAGGCAUUUAACAAAACUUUUUGAUUCUAUUGCAAAACUUAAAUUUAUUGAUAGUGACAAACCAAAUGAGAAGGUUGCAUCUGGGAUGAUAGCCAAAGAUGGUGAACUAGUUCCAUUUCAUGGUAGCUGCGAUUGUACUGGUGCUGUUGAAAUAUGGCUUAAUCGAUUACAAGACAUAAUGAGAUCCACUAUCCGACAGUGUUUCGGUGAAGCCAUCGUAUCCUACGAAGAAAAAUCACGAGAACAAUGGUUGUUCGACUUUAUGGCACAAGUAUCUCUAUGCUGCUCUCAAAUCUGGUGGACAUCGGAAGUUAAUAUCGCAUUCGGUAGAUUAGAAGAGGGAUAUGAUAAUGCCCUCAAGGAUUAUUAUAAAAAACAAUUGUCUCAACUCAGUACGUUGAUAACAUUACUAAUUGGAGAGCUUAGUAAACAAGAUCGACAAAAGAUUAUGACAAUUUGUACCAUAGAUGUGCAUUCAAGAGAUGUAGUCAGCAAAUUAAUUCAAGGAAAGGUGGAAGCUGGCUCAGCAUUUCAGUGGCAAUCGCAGCUUAGACACAGAUGGGGUGAAAAAGAACUACACUGUUUCGCAAACAUCUGUGAUGCUCAAUUUAAGUACAGUUACGAAUAUCUCGGAAAUACCCCAAGAUUGGUUAUUACACCUUUAACGGAUCGAUGCUAUAUAACGCUAACCCAAUCUUUGCAUUUAAUUAUGGGGGGUGGCCCUGCUGGCCCCGCAGGAACAGGGAAAACUGAAACAACGAAAGAUCUUGGAAGGGCUUUAGGCAUUAUGGUGUAUGUUUUCAAUUGCUCUGAACAAAUGGACUACCAGUCCUGUGGAAAUAUUUAUAAAGGAUUAGCUCAGACUGGUGCGUGGGGAUGUUUUGAUGAAUUCAAUCGGAUUUCAGUUGAAGUAUUAUCUGUUGUAGCAGUUCAAGUGAAAUCUGUUCAAGAUGCCAUAAGGGAUAAAAAAGAGAAAUUUAAUUUCAUGGGAGAAAUUAUAGUUUUGGUACCUACAGUUGGAAUUUUUAUUACAAUGAAUCCUGGUUAUGCAGGCAGAACAGAAUUACCUGAGAACCUGAAAGCACUUUUUAGGCCAUGUGCUAUGGUGGUACCAGAUUUUGAGUUGAUUUGUGAAAUAAUGUUAGUUGCUGAAGGAUUUCAGGAUGCUAAAAUCUUGGCUAGAAAAUUUAUCACCUUAUACACUUUGUGCAAAGAACUGUUGUCCAAACAAGAUCAUUACGAUUGGGGUCUACGGGCGAUAAAAUCAGUUUUGGUUGUAGCUGGUUCCCUGAAGAGAGGCGAUCCUGGGAGACCUGAAGAAGAAGUUUUAAUGAGAACAUUACGUGAUUUUAACAUACCAAAAAUAGUAACCGACGAUAUGCCUGUAUUUAUGGGUUUAAUUGGUGAUUUAUUUCCCGCUCUUGAAGUUCCUAGAAAAAGAGAUUUAGAGUUUGAGCGCACCGUUAAACAAGCGGCUAUGGACUUACUCUUACAACCAGAAGACAAUUUUAUUUUAAAAGUAGUACAGUUAGAAGAACUUCUAGAAGUUCGGCAUUCUGUGUUUAUUGUUGGCAACGCUGGUACAGGCAAAACUCAAGUUUGGAAAAGUCUAUUUAAAACUUACCAAAAUCUAAAGAAGAAACCAAUGUUUAAUGACCUAAAUCCAAAGGCAGUAACUAAUGAUGAAUUGUUUGGAAUAAUAAAUCCCGCUACAAGAGAAUGGAAAGAUGGUUUAUUUUCUGUUAUCAUGAGGGAUCAGGCAAAUAUUGUGGGCGAAAACCCAAAAUGGAUAGUAUUAGAUGGAGAUAUAGAUCCCAUGUGGAUUGAAUCAUUGAACACGGUCAUGGAUGAUAAUAAAAUCCUUACUUUGGCGAGUAAUGAGAGAAUUGCUCUAACACCAAGCAUGAGAUUAAUGUUUGAAAUUUCUAAUUUAAGGACCGCUACUCCGGCAACUGUUUCAAGAGCUGGUAUUUUAUACAUCAAUCAACAAGAUUUGGGAUGGAAUCCGUACGUAACGAGCUGGGUUGAGACUAGAAAAAUACCUGCGGAAAAGUCAAAUUUGGUCAUUCUUUUUGACAAAUACAUUCCUCCUUGUUUGGAAAAUAUAAGAAACAGGUUUAAGAAGAUAACACCAAUAGCAGACAUGGCCCACAUACAAAUGCUAUGUCAUUUGUUAAGUUGUUUAUUGGUCCCAGAGAACACACCUCCAGAUUGUACAAAAGAUUGGCAUGAUAUAUUUUUUGUUUUUGCAUGUGUUUGGGCCUUUGGGUCUGCUAUGUUCCAAGACACGAAUGUAGAUUACAGGAUUGAAUUUUCAAAAUGGUGGGUUAAUGAGUUUAAAAAUGUAAAAUUUCCACCUGGUGGAACAGUUUUUGACUAUUAUAUUGAUCCUGAAACAAAGCAGUUUACACCUUGGACUGAGAAAAUUACUAAAUUUGAAUUAGAUAGUGACAUUCCUUUGCAGGCAGUACUAGUUCCAACAGCAGAAACAAUUCGGGUUCGAUAUUUUUUGGAUUUACUUAUGAAAAACAAACAUCCCGUAAUGUUAGUAGGAAGUGCCGGCUGUGGCAAAACUGUUCUUGUCAAUGAAAAGCUUCAAAGCCUUUCAGAAAACUAUGCCAUACAGUCCAUUCCAUUCAAUUUCUAUACAACAUCUGAAAUGCUACAAAAGAUUUUAGAAAAACCUUUAGAAAAAAAGGCAGGUCGUAAUUACGGACCCCCAGGAAACAAGACACUUAUAUACUUUAUAGACGACAUGAACAUGCCAGAAGUUGAUCCUUACGGAACCGUACAACCCCAUACUAUUAUACGACAGCAUUUAGACUACAAUCAUUGGUACGACCGAACCAAAUUAACUUUAAAAGAAAUCCACAACACUCAAUACGUGUCGUGUAUGAACCCGACUUCUGGUAGUUUCACAAUUAAUCCCCGAUUGCAAAGACACUUUUGUGUGUUUGCUAUAAGUUUUCCGAAUAUUGAGGCACUCAAUAAUAUCUACCAUUCUAUUUUGAGUCAGCAUUUGGCAAACCCCGAGUUGAGAAUUGGUGGACAAAUUGCUAAAAUAUCAAGAAAUGUUGUUGCGGCAACGAUAGCUUUACAUAAUAAAGUAUCACAAGUGUUUUUACCAACUGCAAUCAAAUUUCAUUACAUCUUUAAUUUGAGGGAUUUAUCGAACGUAUUUCAGGGUUUUCUUUUUAGUACAAAUGAAUGUUUAGUAAUUCCUUCAGACUUAAUACGGCUUUGGCUACAUGAGACUCAUAGAGUUUAUGGAGAUAAGUUGACAGAAGAUAAAGAUAUCGAUGCAUUCCUCAAGAUGCAAGUGGAUCUGUGUAAAAAAAAUUUUGAGGAAAUCGAUGAGGGUACAGUGUUUGAAAGACCGAAUAUCUACUGCCAUUUUGCGGGUGGCAUCGGUGAACCAAAAUACAUGCCAGUGUCUUCCUGGGAGCAGCUUAACAAGCUUCUUACUGAGGCUUUAUCGAGCUACAAUGACCUUAUAGCGGCUAUGAACCUCGUCCUAUUUGAAGAUGCAAUGAUGCAUAUCUGCAGAAUCAGCCGUAUUCUUGAAAGCCCACGUGGGAGUGCUCUUUUGGUGGGUGUGGGAGGUUCUGGCAAACAAUCAUUAUCACGCUUGGCAGCCUUUAUAUCAAGUUUGGAAGUAUCUCAAAUCCAGUUGAAAAAAGGAUACGGUGUGUCAGAUUUGAAACAUGAACUUUCCGGCUUGUAUAUCAAGACAGGACUGAAAAAUGUUGGCAUUAUGUUCUUAAUGACUGAUGCUCAAGUUGCUAAUGAGCAAUUUCUAGUUUUAGUCAAUGAUUUACUAGCUUCAGGUGAAGUUGGAGAUCUAUUUCCCGAUGACGAAAUAGAAAAUAUUAUUGGCGGUGUUCGAAAUGAGGUCAAAGGUGCAGGUUUACCGGAUACCAGAGAAAUAUGUUGGAAAUUCUUUAUCGAUCGCGUCCGUAAGCAGCUAAAAGUUGUAUUGUGUUUCUCGCCUGUGGGAUCUACUUUGCGAGUACGAUCCAGAAAAUUCCCUGCAUUGAUUAACUGCACUUCUAUUAACUGGUUUCAUGAAUGGCCACAAGAAGCUCUGGUGUCGGUGUCGAUGAAGUUUUUAGAGGAAUUAUUUGCGUUGCCCAUAUCUCUUCGGGAUUCGGUCUCCAGAUUUAUGGCGUAUGUACAUACAUCAGUCAAUACUAUAUCUAAAGCAUAUUUAUCUAACGAACGGCGUUACAACUAUACAACGCCUAAGAGUUACCUCGAGCAAAUCAGUUUGUACGCCAAAUUGGUAAACCAGAAAACCGAGGAGCUUCGUGCUAAAAUAGUCAGGUUGGAAAAUGGUUUAGAGAAACUACGAAGUACAGCAUCACAAGUGGACGAAUUAAAAGCUAAAUUGGCAUUACAAGAAAUUGAAUUAACUCAGAAGAAUGAAGCCGCUGACAAACUAAUUGAAAUGGUUGGAGUAGAAACUGCUAAAGUGCAAACCGAGAAAGCACUUGCUGACGAGGAGGAAGAAAGAGUAGCAGUCAUAGCAGAAGAGGUAUCGAAAAAGCAAAAAGAUUGCGAGGAAGACCUUAUAAAAGCUGAACCUGCAUUAGUUGCUGCACAAGAGGCUUUAAACACUCUCAAUAAAGCAAACUUGACUGAACUGAAGUCUUUCGGUUCGCCACCAGGAGCUGUUACUAAUGUGACAGCAGCCGUUAUGGUAUUAUUGGCGCCUGGUGGUAAAAUUCCAAAAGAUCGAAGCUGGAAAUCUGCAAAGAUGAUGAUGGCAAAAGUCGACGUAUUUCUGGAACUACUGAUAAAUUAUGAUAAAGAAAACAUUCAUCCCGAUGUCAUUAAGGCUAUACAACCUUACCUUAAAGACUCUGAAUUUGAACCAGAAUUCAUAAGGUCAAAGUCAGCUGCGGCAGCUGGUCUUUGCGCCUGGGUUAUCAAUAUUAUAAAGUUCUAUGAAGUAUUCUGUGACGUGGAACCAAAGAGAAAAGCACUUGCUGCGGCUAACGCUGAAUUGGCAGCUGCAACAGAAAAACUAAAGGCUAUAAAGUCUAAAGUUGCGUCCUUAGAAGAGCAACUUGCAACCCUUACGGCAGAUUUCGAGAAAGCAACAGCGGAGAAGCUCAAAUGUCAGCAAGAAGCAGACGCUACAAAUAGAACUAUUCAGCUCGCAAAUCGUUUAGUCAAUGGUCUUGCUAGUGAAAAUGUCAGAUGGGCCGAAGCUGUAUCAAUAUUUAUGCAACAGAGUACAACAUUGCCGGGGGAUGUGCUACUAGUGUGCGCCUUUAUAUCCUAUGUUGGUUGUUUCACUAAAACUUAUAGGAUGGAUUUAUUGCACAAAAAUUGGCUGGUCUUUUUAAAAACUUUAGAGCCACCUAUACCUAUCACUGAAGGCUUGGAUCCUUUGACAAUGCUAACUGAUGAUACUACAAUUGCCAUGUGGCAUAAUGAAGGUCUCCCUUCAGACCGCAUGAGUACUGAAAAUGCGACGAUUCUUUCGAAUUCUGAUCGCUGGCCUUUAAUGAUUGAUCCACAGCUACAAGGAGUCAAGUGGAUAAAACAAAAGUAUGGGGAUAUAUUACAAGUGAUUCGGCUUGGUCAAAAAGGAUAUCUGGAUACCAUAGAGAAAGCUAUUAUUAAAGGAGAUAUAGUUCUGCUAGAAAAUAUUGGAGAAACGGUUGAUCCCGUAUUGGAUCCACUUCUGGGUAGAAAUCUGAUUAAGAAAGGAAGGGCUAUAAAAAUAGGUGAUAAGGAAGUAGAGUACAGUCCAAAAUUUAAAUUACUUCUGCACACCAAGUUGGCGAAUCCACAUUAUAAACCAGAAAUGCAGGCGCAAACGACUUUAGUUAAUUUUACCGUUACUCGAGAUGGACUUGAAGAUCAACUUUUAGCAGAAGUGGUUAAAGCAGAAAGACCAGAUUUAGAAGAGUUGAAAGCUGAACUGACAAAACAGCAAAAUCAAUUUAAAAUUCAACUUAAAGAGCUAGAAGAUGAUUUGUUAUCACGCCUUUCCUCAGCCGGUGGAAAUAUUUUAGGUGAUACAGCAUUAAUAGAAAAUUUAGAAAUAACCAAAAAGACAGCCGCUGACAUUGAGAAAAAGGUAGCCGAGGCAAAAAUAACUUCUCACCAGAUAGAUCAAGCACGUGAAUUCUACCGACCAGCUGCUGCUAGAGCAUCACUUUUGUACUUUAUUUUAAAUGACUUGAAUACAAUCAACCCUAUCUAUCAGUUCUCCCUAAAGGCAUUUAGCGUGGUUUUCCAAAAAGCGAUAUCAAAAGCAGAACCAGCUGACGAAGUAAGCCAGAGAAUUAAAAACUUAAUCGAUUGUAUUUCAUAUUCGGUGUUCCAAUAUACUUCAAGAGGAUUAUUUGAAUGCGAUAAGCUUAUUUUUGCAUCACAGAUGACUUUUCAGGUUCUUCUAAUGAGUGAAGAAGUAUUGCCAGCAGAAUUGGAUUUUUUUCUACGUUUUCCAAUAAAGCCACAUGUAACAAGCCCAGUCGACUUCCUCUCUAAUCAAAGUUGGGGAGGAAUAUGUUCCUUAGCUAGUAAAGAUGAAUUUAGAAAUUUAGACAGAGAUAUUGAGACUUCACCUAAGAGAUGGAAGAAAAUAGUAGAAAUGGAAUGUCCUGAACGAGAGAAAUUUCCACAAGAAUGGAAAAAUAAAACAGCCCUUCAAAGGUUGUGCAUGUUAAGGGCACUAAGGCCCGAUAGAAUGACAUACGCAGUUGCAACCUACAUUGAAGAAAAAAUGGGUUCAAAAUAUGUCGAAAACCGAACAGUAGAAUUUAGCAAGUCGUUUGAAGAAACCAGUCCAACUACUCCUAUAUUUUUCAUUUUGUCUCCUGGUGUUAAUCCGCUCAAGGAUGUUGAGGCUUUAGGGAGAGCAAUGGGGUUCACGGCCGAUAAUGGAAACUUUCAUAAUGUUUCCUUGGGUCAGGGACAAGAAAUAGUCGCUGAGCAGGCGAUGGAUGAAUCUCUUAAAAGCGGCCAUUGGGUAGUUUUGCAGAAUAUUCAUCUCGUAAAGAAAUGGUUACCAAGCCUAGAAAAGAAAAUGGAAAGUUUUGCAGGAGGUUGCCAUCACGAUUUCAGAUUGUUUAUGUCAGCCGAACCAGCUGCUACUCCUGCUGCGCAUAUAAUACCACAGGGUAUACUAGAAUCAAGCAUUAAGAUAACUAAUGAACCACCUACGGGCAUGCAGGCAAAUUUGCACAAGGCCCUUGACAAUUUUAACCAAGAAACGUUGGAAAUGUGUGGGAAAGAAGCAGAAUUCAAAGCAAUUCUUUUCUCUCUUUGUUAUUUUCAUGCUGUUGUUGCCGAGAGAAGAAAAUUUGGACCUCAAGGGUGGAACAAAAUUUAUCCCUUUAAUAUAGGUGACCUAACAAUUAGUGUUUUCGUAUUAUUUAAUUACCUGGAGGCAAAUUCUAAAGUUCCUUGGGAAGAUUUGAGGUACCUUUUUGGAGAGAUCAUGUAUGGAGGUCACAUAACUGAUGACUGGGAUAGGAGACUGUGUAACGCCUAUCUUGAAGAAUUGAUGCAACCAGACUUGGUCGAUGGAGAGCUACACUUAGCUCCAGGGUUUCCUGCGCCCCCUAAUACAGACUACGUCGGGUACCAUCAGUAUAUAGAAGAUGCAAUGCCUACAGAAUCACCCUACUUGUAUGGACUCCAUCCUAAUGCUGAAAUUGGUUUUUUAACUACUACUUCAGAGAAUUUGUUUAGGACAAUAUUUGAAAUGCAACCAAGAGACGCUCAAGCAUCUGGAGCUACAACUGUAACAAGAGAAGAUAAGGUAAAACAAAUGUUAGAUGAAGUGGUGGAAAAGUUGCCCGAAGAGUUUAACAUGGUCGAGAUAAUGGGCAAGGUUGAGGAGAGGACGCCAUAUGUGAUUGUAGCGUUCCAAGAAUGUGAGCGUAUGAAUUACUUGACUGGUGAAAUGAAGAGGUCUUUAAGAGAGUUAGAUCUUGGUCUUAAGGGUGAACUAACAAUAACUUCAGACAUGGAAGAAUUGGAAAAUGCUCUAUUUUUAGAUCAGGUUCCCGCCAUUUGGACUAAAAGGGCAUAUCCGUCUUUACUUGGUCUAUCAGCAUGGUUCGUAGAUUUACUACUACGUCUACGAGAACUUGAAACUUGGGCAACAGAUUUUGUGUUACCAACAUCUGUGUGGUUGGGAGGUUUUUUCAAUCCUCAAAGUCUGCUGACGGCUAUCAUGCAGAGCACGGCAAGACGUUAUGAGCUACCCCUUGACAAGAUGUGUCUACAGUGCGAUGUUACCAAGAAAAUGAAAGAGGAUUUCACAAUAGCUGAUUCUCGGUCGGCUCCAAAAGAUGGUGCAUAUGUGCAUGGCCUUCUUAUGGAGGGUGCGCGGUGGGACAUGCAUGCAGGGAUCAUAAUGGACUCUCGCCUCAAGGAUCUUUUCCCGCCUAUGCCAGUUAUCAACGUUCGGGCAAUAACACAAGACAAGCAGGAUUUGCGCAACAUGUAUGAAUGCCCGGUGUACAAGACACGCACCCGGGGACCCACUUACGUCUGGACAUUCAAUCUCAAGACAAAGGACAAACCAUCGAAGUGGACUUUAGCUGGCGUUGCAUUGUUAUUGCAGAUUUAAAUACUCUUUCAAUUAUUAGGAAGCUAUUCUAGCUAUUGCCGGCGACUUCUUCUUCUUUAAAAGUUUUUUUUACAAAUACCUUGGGAAACGUUUUUUUUCCUGCAGGUCUAG